AAGACUCGUUUUCAUCCACACUUGUCAAUAAGAAGAGCCAUGUAAAUUGCGCGUGGGGUUGAACUUGGACUAUAAAAAACCAUUCCAUGACCGAGUCUCCGACACUCUUCAACUCUAACCCGAAGCGUUCACACUUCUUCAACUACUUUUUCAUCCUCACUUCUUCACCUUAACUAAAUUCAAUUCAAAUUUUCCUAAACCUUCUUUCAAAAGUCAAAUAAAUAACCAAUCACCGUCAAUGACUUGAACCAUGGGCUUUCUCCGGCGACUCUUUGCCGCCAAAAAACCGUGUCCUCCUCCCGCUGACGGCUCAGGUACCAAAUCUGACAAAGACAACAACACCAAGAAAAGAUGGACCUUCGCCAAACAGAGCAGCAGGAGAAAGUCACUCCCACCGCCACAACCGCCACCAUCCUCCGCCUUCACCCAAUUUGACCCCUCCACUUCUUUAGAACGGAACAAACAUGCAAUUGCCGUUGCUGCCGCUACUGCAGCCGUCGCCGAGGCCGCUCUCGCCACCGCACAUGCCGCUGCGGAGGUUGUCAGACUGACAAGCAACGGCGUGGGGAGUAGCUCCAAAGCACGUACUGGCCAGACACGGUUGCCGGAGGAAACCGCCGCCGUUAGAAUUCAAUCAGCUUUCCGCGGUUAUUUGGCGAGGAGGGCGUUGAGAGCACUAAAAGCAUUGGUGAAGUUGCAAGCAUUGGUUAGGGGUCAUAUUGUGAGAAAGCAAAGUGCGGAUAUGCUAAGGCGCAUGCAAACAUUGGUGCGACUUCAGACGCAGGCACGUGCGACUCGCGCGCACCACUUGUCUUCGGAUAAUUUGCAUUCUUUCAAGUCUUCACUUUGUCAUUACCCUGUCCCCGAAGAAUAUGAGGACCCGCACUCACAUCGUGUCUGUAGUACGAAAUUCGGUGGAUCUUCCAUCCUUAAGAGAUGUAGUUCCAAUGCAAAUUUUAGGAAGAUUGAGUCGGAGAGACAAAGGUUUGGCUCCAAUUGGUUAGACCAUUGGAUGCAAGAUAACUCCGGUAACCAAAUCAAAGAUACUUCAUUCAAGCAUAAACAUUCUCAUGACGAUAAAAUCGAUAAGAUUCUCGAAGUAGAUACAUGGAAGCCACACGAGUCCCCAUCGAAACAUUCAACAAAACCUCAAAACCAAAGUCCCUCAUUCAAGUUUCACAAAGGAAAAGACCAAGAAACAGCAUCACGCACGGCUGAUAAUAGUCCACAAACAUUCUCCGCGUCUUCAAAAACCGGAAACAGUGUAAGAAGAGGUACUCCUUUUACACCUACAAGAAGUGAAUGUUCAUGGAGUUUCUUAGGCGGUUACUCCGGUUACCCUAAUUUCAUGGCGAACACCGAAUCCUCAAGGGCUAAAGUUCGAUCGCAAAGUGCACCAAGACAACGGCAUGAGUUAGAGGGAUACAUUUCCUCUAGAAGACCUUUUCAAGGUCUUUGGGAAGUAGGGUCUACAAAUUCAGACCAAGAUUCUGAUUCAAGGAGCAAUAGAGUCUCACCUUCUUUGAGCCGUUUCAAUAGAAUUGGAAGUAACAAUUUAAGGUGACACAUUGCAUGUGUUAUGCUUGUGUACCAAGAUACCUUUUUCACAAAAAAGAAAAAAACAGAUAUGUUUUCCUUUGUUUGUUUUUUUGUGUGUCAGCUUUUUAAAAUGUAACUACUUCAUUUUCCUUACAUGUACUCGUGUGUACUAGUCUUUUGUCCAUAUAUGAUCACAAUUUACUUUGUUGACUUUUCAA
Messenger RNA from Lathyrus oleraceus (garden pea), 1757 nucleotides. Its product is annotated as protein IQ-DOMAIN 23. Bases 251 to 1564 code for a protein of 437 amino acids. The record is from RefSeq and is a predicted model, not a curated record. NCBI's taxonomy places the organism in Eukaryota, Viridiplantae, Streptophyta, Magnoliopsida, Fabales, Fabaceae. The transcript is spliced from 4 exons. Gene Ontology annotation, molecular function: protein binding.